Magnolia sinica is the source of this 1791-nucleotide messenger RNA. Its product is annotated as fasciclin-like arabinogalactan protein 12. Lineage: Eukaryota; Viridiplantae; Streptophyta; Magnoliopsida; Magnoliales; Magnoliaceae. Bases 220 to 1035 code for a protein of 271 amino acids. The transcript has a single exon. The record is from RefSeq and is a predicted model, not a curated record.
CUCUCCAUCUUCCAAAUCCCACCACCACAUCCGUUUGGUGGAUCGAUAUGAUAUUACUCCAAUAUCGAUCGCAUCCUCUACCUUCCUUACCUCAAUCCACCAUAAAACUCCACUAUAAAACCUAUCCAACCUCACAAAACAGAACCCAAGGCAGCAAAGGUAAAAAGAAAAACCACAGCAGCAAAAGCAGCCGCCGCAUCAUCAACAACAGCGCCGACGAUGGAAAGACUCUCAUUGGUUUUCUCAUUCACCAUUGCACUAUUCACCAUCGUCACUGCACAGUCUCCAUCCCCGGCACCAGUAGCACCAGUAGUACCAGUGGCACCAGUGGUACCAGUGGUACCAGUGGCACCAGUGGCACCACUGGUACCAGUGACAUCCCUGGCACCAGCGCCAGCAGGGCCGACCAAUAUCACCGCAAUACUCGAGAAGGCUGGUGGGUUCACAAUUCUUAUCCGGCUCCUCCAGAGCACCUCCGUGGGCGAUCGGAUCAACAUCCAGCUCAACAACUCCAAUGGCAUCACCCUAUUCGCCCCCACCGACAGUGCCUUCUCCAGACUCAAGAACGGCACCCUCAACAGUCUCACUGAUGAGCAGAAGGUGAAUCUCAUCCAAUUCCACGUACUCCCCUCCUUCAUCCCCCUCUCGCAGUUUCAGACAGUUAGCAACCCUCUUCGCACUGAAGCCGGCGACAUCACUAAAUAUCAGUUCCCACUCAACAUCACCUCCUCCGGCAACACAGUCAACAUCAGUACUGGGAUCAACAAAGCCUCAGUUGCCAGCACUGUCUACACUGAUGGCCAGCUCGCUGUCUACGAGGUGGACAAGGUGCUGCUUCCGCUCAACAUCUUCGGCCCUCAUCCGCCUCCUGCUCCGCCGGCUCCUUCUCCUUCCAAGCACAAGAAGCCUUCCCUCUCUUCUACCACUUUGGCUGCGCCUCCAUCGGACAAUGCUUCUAGCAAACUGUAUGUGAAAGUGUAUGCAUUGGAGUCAUUUGCGAUGGGGGCAGCUGUGAUUGCGGCAUUUUGGUUUUGAUCAUCGAUCAUCUGCAUCUCUCUUUCGAUCUCUCUAUCUCUUUCUGAAUUCUAAGAGUGUUGUUGCUUGUGAAGUACUUUGUUUUUUGUUUUUUUCGGAGAAGCUUUUGUGAUGAGAACGGGCGGACGAGUUUGGAUGUGUAAGCUUUAUCCGCCCGGAUGUGUAAGCAUUCUCUGUUCUUGCUUGCUUACCCUGUGAGAUUGGAUUUGUAUAUUCAUCUUGUGUAAUAAAAUUUCACUUCAAGAGAUUGUAAUACGAUUAUCAUUGUCAUUUAGUACGUUUUUUUUUUUUUUUCUUCUAAAGAGAUCAAAUUCUUCUGUACCCGGAUAAGGCCCAGGACUCGGCAGUCGCCCAGUUAGGUUGACCUAUUGGCUUUUGGUUUUUGAAAAUUGCUGAACAGAGAGCUGACAAAGGUAUCUUCCCAUUUUUAUUUACGACUCCGGAUCCUCUGCUUGCCACACGCUUGCUGCAUGGUGAUUGGUCCAGUUUAAAUAUAGCGUGAUGACGUGGGGCCAGGAUUUUCCUGCUUGGGGCGACAGGAGGAUCCGGAUUAUUAUUUUUUUAUUGAGUGCGGAUCCGUACUAUUUAUUUAGCUAUCUUUUCCUUUUUCGGGCGCAGCGAUCCUCGGAUCCACCAAGGUCGGUGGGACCCUGACCGUAGGGCUCCUUGUGAUGUUAGUUUAUUAAAGCUUACCCAAAUCUACGGUGGACCACGCUACAAGAGACAAAUCAUUAUUGAGUCCCCCAUCAUUAAAAA